Kluyveromyces marxianus DMKU3-1042 is the source of this 6171-nucleotide messenger RNA. It is a transcript of the gene FAB1, whose product is annotated as 1-phosphatidylinositol-3-phosphate 5-kinase. Gene Ontology annotation, biological process: phosphatidylinositol phosphate biosynthetic process. The record is from RefSeq and is a predicted model, not a curated record. Gene Ontology annotation, molecular function: metal ion binding; ATP binding; 1-phosphatidylinositol-3-phosphate 5-kinase activity. The transcript has a single exon. NCBI's taxonomy places the organism in Eukaryota, Fungi, Ascomycota, Saccharomycetes, Saccharomycetales, Saccharomycetaceae. Bases 1 to 6171 code for a protein of 2056 amino acids. Gene Ontology annotation, cellular component: fungal-type vacuole membrane; endosome membrane.
AUGUCUCAAGUUAACAGGGAGGUAGGCCCUGUAGCUGAUUUGGGUGAUGGAGAUGGCAGCAAUAGCCAUUUAAAUAUAAUUGAUAACAAUGGCAUCAGUAAUGGAACGAGUGGUACAAAUAAGAUGGAAAUGCCUGAAUUCAUGACUCAAAAGCCACUAAUAUCAAGAACUACAACCGAUGUUGAUACAAACCCUGUUAUAAGUGAUAUGCAAGUCCCUACUCCUCUUGACAUAGCUAUAUCCAACGAUGAGCACGAAUCCAUGACUGAUGAACUGUCAGGAGAUGAUAUAAUUUCUACAAUACCUGCUGUGAGUGAACAACUAUCCAAUACACGAAGCAAUGAUAUAUCGAGCUCAGCUCUAAAGCUGGGUAGUUUUCCGAGCAACGACUUAGUUGGUGGUACUCAACCUAUUACAAAGUCCGAUUCGGAUAACCCGUCCCUUGGAAGAGGAGAGAGGCCGGCAUCCUUGCAUUUCUCUAUUGGUAACAGCGCUAGGACCAAAAGGUCUAGCAUCUAUGAAUCGAAAUCUACAGUAACCGCUAUUCCUAUCAGAACUCCAUCAAAGUCAAACCGAAAUGGACUCAACCAGACUCAUCCACAUUCGUAUUCAGAUAGAGAUGACGCGGUAUCUUUGAAGAGUGUAUCUUCAUCUUUAACUGCAUCUUUCUCAAGAAACUUCUUGUUCGGAUUCUACGAUAAGAAGCAGAAUGGUAAGGCCAAAGUCAAGAAUAUUCUGUCCAAAGAAUACUGGAUGAAAGAUGAAAGUGCCAAAGAAUGUUUUAAUUGUGCUAAGCCCUUUACUACUUUUAGAAGAAAGCACCAUUGUAGAAUAUGUGGUCAAAUUUUUUGCAGUAACUGUAGCUUUCUCAUAUCCGGAGAAAACUUUGGAUAUAGUGGAAGGAUGAGGAUUUGUGAGAAAUGCUACGAGCAUUCUGUUAACUAUGAAGAUUCAAGUGAAGAAGAAUCUGAAGAAGAAAUGAGUCACGAUCAAGGAAGUACUAGAAAUCUUGAAGAAGACGCCUUUUCUUUGAAUAACGAUGAUAUACAAAGUAUUAUAACACAUGCAGAUGACCAUAAAGUACACUUAACAACCCCAGAACCACUGCCUAGAAUGGCUAUUCCUGCGACUAAACAGGGUGAAUCUUUAGAAAUAUCAUUCCAUGAUAAAUCAAAUAAUUAUGGUUAUCGUAAAAAUCGACCACGCCGGGGAACACAGGAUAGAUAUACAUUACAUGACCUUGACAUGCUUUCUCCGAUUCCUCAGGAAUAUAUCGACUCCAAGAAUUCACCAGAUAAGGCUAUUAUGGGAAAUAAAAGCUCUCAGCUGGGUCACAUUAGGCAAUCCUUUUCAAACUACUUAGGACAAAAGAAUGCCAAUAUUCUGCGACAGGAUACACCUAAUAAACUUAAUGUUAUGAAGACGUUAGCGAAUAAUAACUUUAAAUUUGAAUUCAAUUAUGAUAUGAACAACUUCCAAAGCUAUCUCAACAAAGAACGUCAACCACCUAUUUUACAUGACUCUCGGCAAAUGCCUCUGAUAUCCAAUCACAAUAGCAGCCCGAACUUUCAAACUGGCGUUUUGAGUAGUGACGAAGGUUCCGAAGAUGAAGCUUCGAUGUCGUUGUACACUGCUUUGAAUGAUACUCAUAAACAUGAUAAAAACCGCACCCGUACAACUAGAAAUUCUACAAAUUCCACGCAAAGAGCACAAGCUUCUUUACAGAGAAUGAGACAAAGAAGGAAAAGUAAAAGUCGUUCAGGGGUUUUCACGAAUAAUGGAAGAGGUGAAUUUAGUUUCUUAAAUCUGAGUGCUCCAAAUUUAGUAACGGUGGUGAAUAAUGACGCAAUUUUCAGCAAGAACCACAAUCCACAGUCAAAACAGAAAUUUGAAUCAAGCCUGAAAGAUCUGAGAAAGUCAUCCGCAAAUAUGUCUUCUUGGAGAAGGGUGUCAUUAGAAAAGAGAGAAGAGUUGAAUGAUGCUUGUAAGCUUCACAUAAACACACUAUUAAGGCAAGCAUUAGAUGAUCAAGAGAUCCAAAAUAAGGAAGAUUGGACAGCAAUAUUUGAAAAAAUGAUAUCACUAAUCCAAGGAAUUCCACUCGAUGCUAGAAAAUCUGGAGAUCUUGACUUCAAACAACAACACGUCAAAAUAAAACGUCUUCCUGGUGGGAAGGUUUUGGAUUCAAUGCUUUUAAAUGGUGUCUUGUAUUCUAAAGGACUUCCUCUAAAAACCAUGCCAAGGACUGUUCUAAAUCCACGUAUUUUAUUAAUUAUGUUCCCAUUGGAAUAUCAGAAACACAAUAAUCAUGUAAUUAGUAUUGAAUCAGUUGUUGCCCAAGAAAAAGAAUACACCAAAAAGCUUGUUUUAAGAUUACUUUCUUUGAAUCCAGACAUAAUCCUCAUCGGUACUACUGCAAGUGGGUAUGCUUUACAGUUAUUUCAAGAAGCAGGAAUCGUAGUUCAAUGUGACGUCAAACCUCAGGUUAUAGAAAGAAUAUCGAGGUUUACUAAUUGUGAUAUUGUAAUUACCAUGGAUAAACUUUCUAAUAAUGUUAGGUUGGGAACCUGUGAAAAAUUUGAAGUCCGUACAUAUAUUUAUGGGAAUUUGAGCAAAAAUUACACCUUUAUAACCGGUUGCAAGACUAAUGAUGGUAUUACUCUGGUACUAAGAGGAGAUACCAGUGAGGCGCUCCGAAAAGUUAAGGAUGUUGCAGAAUUUAUGGCAUAUGCUGUUUUCUCCAUGAAACUAGAGAGUUCUUUCUUUAAUGAUAAUUUCCUUCAGCCUAACAUUGAAGCUUACAAAAAUGUCCAGCUAUUGAAAAAGAAAAGCACAAACACUGUAGGUUAUUGUGCAGACUUCAUAAAGAAAUUCCACCAAAGGGUGCUUUCUGUCUCUCCAAUCGUAGAAUUUCCUGUACCCUAUUUAUUGGAGAAAGCGCGUAACGUCGAAAAAUUGCUCAUCAAUAAAAGAGAACUAGUUAUGAAAUUACCAAGUAAUUCAGAUAUCUUAACGUUUAAAGAUUCAGUAGAUCUUUCCAAAAUGCAACUAGAAACUGCGUUAACGCAACGUGAUUUGAAAUAUCUAAUAAAAUUCAUCCAUACAAAAGAAUGCGACGAAUUGCUACUGCUAUUUGAAAGACUGAAGAAGCAAUGGGAAAUAUAUUCUUCCUUAUCAAGGAAUAUGUUGGGAACAGGAUCACAUCAAAGUAUUUCUGUGCUCUAUUCUGUCAUUUCGAAGAAGACUACAACCCCUUGUAUUGGGCCGGAAAUUGUCACAAUUGACUUCUUUUGGGAAAAUGAUCUUUCCAUUGGCCAAUUCAUAGAAAAUGUUGCAGCUACAGCACUCAGACCUUGUGUAGAUGGAUGCGGUGGCCUAAUGAUGGACCAUUACAGAAGUUAUGCUCAUGGGAAUGGUAAAGUCGAUGUUAUUAUUGAAAGUUUACAAAGCAAACUACCAAUGCUGAAAAACCUAAUUUUCACCUGGAGCUAUUGCAAAAAGUGUGGAUUAUCAAGUCCAACACUACAAUUGAGCGAGAAGAGUUGGAGUUAUUCUUUAGGAAAAUAUUUAGAACUUAUGUUCUGGUCCUCACCAAAAAAUAUUAACAGUAUAGGAAAUUGCGAUCAUGACGUCGCCAAGGAUCAUUUGAAGUAUUUCAGUUUGAAUGAUAUUAUUGUAAGGAUGGAGUACUCAGAAAUUGAUGUUCACCAGUUAAUAACACCCAGCACAACAAUUACAUGGAAUCCAAAUAAGGAUAUAAAAUUGAAGGUUGAGCUAUACUACCAAAUACUUGAAAAGAUAGAUGCUUUUUAUGGUAGUGUCCUUGAAAGACUUAACAAAUUGAAAAUCGACAGUAUUACUGAUAUCAAAUUGAAUGCGGCAAAGGAAAGAAUAGAUGAAUUGAAGAAGAAUGUGGAAGAAGAAAAAUCUGUAUUGCUUUCAAACAUCGAAAACGUAUACACCGGAACUGAAGGAGACCAGCAUUUGAAGUUGAAUUCGGUCAUAAGAGCUCUUCAUGAUAACGCAGCAGGUUGGGAUACUGAGUUUGUUGAGUUUGAGAAGGAAUAUUUACCAACAGAGAAAGAUAUUGCCCGAAUCACUGCAUUACAGCUUAAGAAAAUGUUCACAGAUUUCAACAAAAUCUCAGAAGAGAAUGUAAACAGAGAACAUGCUGAAGAAGUGGAAACCAAUGAAAAGAAGCCAGAAACUGAUGAUACUCCUGUGAAAGAAGGAAAGCCGGAAGAAGAACCUACAAAUAUUCAGAAAAGGCCUGUAUUAACUCAAAAUGCAACGAUGCCAGUAAUCAAUAAGUCUUCGCACACCUUUGGUGAUCCAGUUGGACAACACGUUACACCAAGAAGGCAGUCGGUAGGGUCUUCCUUUGCUGAUACUAGUAAUUUAAGAAAGAUGAGUAUUAACAGUAACAAUAGCAACUAUACCCAGUAUAGCAAAGACAGAAAUUCGGAUACUAAAGUAGGUCAGCUCGCAAACUUUUUCGAUCAAAUACACUUCGAUGCUGUAACCAAAGAGUUUGAGUUACAAAGAGAAAUGGAAAGACUCAAUAUGAAUAAAACCAAAUAUCAAGCAAUGAGGGCAAAAUCUUUGAAACCAAUAGUAGAAGUUUACAAGAAUGUUCAGGCUGCUGUUCAAGAGCCGAUAAACGUAGAAAAAGGAGCUAAAAGCCAGUAUUGGAACUCCAAAACAGAGAAUACUAAAGGAGGUUCAGAUAAAGCACGAUUACUAAAUAAAGGUUUAGAGAAUGAGUUAGAACAAUCCAUUCAUCAGUGGUCAGAGCGUAUUUUAAAGAACCAGAAUAACGAACAAAAUAAUGACCUAACAACCAAACCAUCUAAUGAGCCUCUUCCACCUGUUACAACCAUUACAAAUGCCAACAAGGAUGGCACGAAGCUUCAAACCGAGCAUGUAGUAAUACCUUCUCAAAAAUCUUCCUUACUGACGGCUCUAUCUAACUUUUGGGCAGAUAGAUCUGCUUCUUUCUGGAAGCCACUUGCAUAUCCAACAUCUCCAACCGAGCAUAUUUUCAUGGAUAACGAUGUGAUUAUUCGAGAGGAUGAGCCAAGUUCGUUGAUUGCCUUUUGUCUGAGCUCCAACGAUUACCAAAAGAAAGUAAACUCUAUGAUACGCAACAUCCGUCAACCUCCUGGAAGUUUUGACUCCUCAGAGGAAAAGACUGAUUCUAACACUUCAAAAACUGAGGUAGCAACUUCAAAUACUGGUGAUUUUGAUGACAUUCCUAUUAAAGCAUCAAAUACCGAUCUAGAAAUGAUUAUGACAAAGAAAACUGGAAUGCAUUUACGAUACCAGUUCCAGGAUGGAUACACUGUUAUGUCAUGUAAGAUGUUCUUUUUUGAACAAUUUGAUGCAUUCAGGAAAAAAUGUGGAUGCGGAGAGGAAAACUUUAUUCAAAGUUUAUCUCGUUGCAUCAAAUGGGAUUCCAGUGGGGGAAAAAGUGGAAGCGCAUUUUUGAAAACAUUGGAUAAUAGAUUUGUCAUUAAAGAAUUAUCCCAUUCAGAGUUAGAUGCAUUCAUUAACUUUUCUUCAAGUUACUUCGAAUAUAUGAGUCAGGCACUCUUUCAUGAUCUCCCAACUGCCUUAGCAAAAAUCCUUGGAUUCUAUCAAAUCCAAAUCAAGAAUUCAACUACAGGAAAAAGUUUCAAGAUGGACGUUAUUAUAAUGGAGAACCUUUUCUAUGAGACGAAAACUUCUAGGAUUUUCGAUCUCAAAGGUUCAAUGAGAAAUAGACACGUAGAACAAACAGGGAAAGAAAAUGAAGUUUUAUUGGACGAGAAUAUGGUCGAAUAUAUUUACGAAUCUCCAAUUUUUGUUCGUGAGUAUGACAAAAAACUAUUGAGAGCAUCUCUAUGGAAUGACACCCUUUUCCUUGCCAAAAUGAAUGUCAUGGAUUAUUCUUUAGUUGUCGGGGUUGAUAACGAAAGCCAUAGCCUAACGGUAGGUAUCAUAGAUUGCAUAAGAACCUUCACAUGGGAUAAAAAGCUAGAGAGUUGGGUGAAGGAAAAAGGACUUGUUGGAGGCAGCACAAAGGAGCCAACAGUAGUUACACCAAGACAAUACAAAAACAGAUUUAGGGAAGCUAUGGAAAGGUACAUUCUCAUGGUUCCAGAUCCAUGGUAUCAAGAUACUGAUACUUAA